This is a messenger RNA of Cyclopterus lumpus (lumpfish), 2294 nucleotides long. RefSeq names its product glucosidase 2 subunit beta-like. Gene Ontology annotation, biological process: N-glycan processing; liver development. NCBI's taxonomy places the organism in Eukaryota, Metazoa, Chordata, Actinopteri, Perciformes, Cyclopteridae. The coding region runs from base 46 to 1416 and encodes 456 amino acids. Gene Ontology annotation, molecular function: protein binding; calcium ion binding. The transcript is spliced from 15 exons. Gene Ontology annotation, cellular component: glucosidase II complex. The record is from RefSeq and is a predicted model, not a curated record.
UGUUGUAAGGCAGGAGGGAGACAGUUCGUAACUGUGCCUUCUGACAUGCGUUUCCACGUUAUUAUCGCCGCUGUCCUUUGGUGUGGUUUCGCAGACUCGCGGAAAAUAAGAGGAGUCGCUCCGUCCUACAAGCGGUUCUACAGGCAGAGGAAGUCCUUUCUGUGCAUUCAUGGGUCCAAGAUCAUUCCCUUUGAGCAGGUGAACGACGACUACUGUGACUGUGAUGAUGGCUCUGAUGAACCAGGCACCUCAGCCUGCCCUCGUGGCCGAUUCUACUGCACCAAUCUGGGUUUUCGCCCACACUACAUCCCGUCAUCGCGAGUCAACGAUGGCAUCUGUGAUUGCUGCGAUGCUUCAGAUGAAUACAACAGCCACGCUCACUGCCAGAACACUUGCUGGAAUCUGGGACAGAGAGAGAGAGCAUACGUGGCGGGCCAGAUGAGGACCUUGGACGAGGGUUUGCAACUCAAGCAGCAACUGAUUGAGGAGGGACUGUUGCUCUGGAGAGAAAAUCAGGCUCAGCUCAGAGAGCUUCAGCAGGUAGCCGAGGACCUACAGAUCAAAUUAGAGGAGCACAGAAGGAAGAAACACAAGGCCGACCGACUCAAAGAGCAAACAUUAAAGGGGCUGCAAGCAGGGGACAGCAGUCUUUUUAAACGUCAGAACAGCACUGUAAUCAGCACUUUCCAGUUACUGGACAGCAAUAACGAUGGCAGUAUAACUGUGGAUGAAGUCCAGGCUAAAGUGGCACUUGUCCAUGAUGAAGAGCGGGUUCUCUCUGAGGAUGAAGCAGUGGCCUUGUUGGGAGGAGGCGAUCAGAUGGAUCUUACCAAGUUUCAGCACACACUCUGGGACAUCCUGACAAAGGGAGACAGUGUCAAGAUCAAAGACGCACAUGGGGCACCAGGCGUGGGUGAAGAUCCUCACUUAAAGGCAGCUGACAGAGCUGCAGAGUGGGAGGCUACCAAUCUGAAGAAAGUAGAAGAAGCCUAUGAGACAGUCAACAUGGAAAUAAGUGAUCUCCGGAAAAAACUGGCCAUAGACUAUGGACCAGAUUGGGAGUUUCUGUUUUUGAACAGCCAGUGUUACAAGCUGAACGUAUAUGGGUAUACUUACACCCUGUGCCCAUUCAAUCAAGUCACACAAAAGAGUACCGCAGGAACGGAGGUCUCGUUAGGGAGGUGGGGGAUGUGGGCAGCAACACCAAAGCACCAGUACAGUCAGAUGGUGUAUGAGAAUGGAGAACCCUGCUGGCAAGGAGGCUCACGCAGUACUACAGUCACGCUGACAUGCGGAACAGAGACAGCCUUGCUAUCGGUGAAGGAGCCCAGCAAAUGCCAGUACAUCAUGGACUUUCAGACUCCUGUGGCCUGUCAGCCGGUGCUGAAGCAGCGGGGCAUACACAGUGAACUGUGACCCCUUCCUUUACUGGCCUAGUCUAGAUUAAUUUAGCCCCCCUCGGCUAGCCCUGGGUGACAGGCUGGGGUCCUGAGGGUCCCCUCUGACAUCUGUGUUGUCAGAACAUAUAUACUUCCAAGCAAGACUUACUAAGGUCAGAAUCUGAUUUUCUGUACCACUGCACCGAGUUUUUCAUAAAUUGUGACAGAGUUGCUUCAUAUUGUCACUUGUUUGAAUACAGCGUUUAAUGAAUGACUUAGUUGAGACAAGUAUUAUUCAAAUUGCACUAUAUUCUUUACAUGGGUUUACACUUAAAGCGAUUACUAUGUAAAUAAUUGAAUAAAGUGAAACUAGAUAAAUUACAACAAUGACAGUCUCAUGAAUAAGCAGUUAUUUAGUCGCAGUGUCCUUCUAUUUCAUUAUAAACCAACGUUAUGUUGAUCCUCUAUAGUAUUGCCUAAUGACACGUAAUGUUGUUAUCUGACACUGACAGGUUUAGACUUUCCUUCAUUAUGAUAAACAUGAAGUUUAUUUACACUAAAUGUGUAUUACUCCACAGCUGAAAUGCACCAUUUAAAUGUGCUCGGACUGCAGUGUCCAGCUGUUUUAUUGACUUAGCCUUUUAAAUAAAACGAUAUAUAUUUGUGACUCGUUAUUGCCAAUUUGUAUUUAUUUUUUUAUCAACUAAAAGAACAAAUAGCCGACAGGUUAAGGAAGUUCGGAAGUAUUAAGAGACGUUUUGCUUUGGUCUUUCCAAGAUGUUCAUGGUAUUUUCUUGUUGACAAAGUGAGCCGCGUUAUAUUUCACUAUAUUAACAUUAUUUUAAAGUGCAACCACUGUAACUGCUGUAUCAAAAAACUCAUUCAUAAGCACAAAUAAAACUACUUCUUACUUUA